CCGUACGUGCGCUAGCACCCCACACGUAUUCAUGCAUGAAAACUAUCCCAACACAAACCAGACGACCACAGACUGCGCUGCCAGAGAAACUAUUUCCCCCGGAAUUUUCUCUUUUUUGGAAACUUUGUUGCCACCCGAAGCCUGAUUUUCUGACUGAAAAGAAUCCACCCAGACUAAAGCAUGCCCGUCUUCACCCCGUCCAACGGUGACCCACUGGUAGUCCGCAGCACGCUGGGCGUGGUGCCAGAGAACAGCGCCAAGGGCCACCACCUGCCGAUGACCCGCAAGGACUUCGCUGGUAACCGGCCGGCCACGAUGGCCAGCGCCAGGUUUGGCAAUCUCAGCCAGAGCGCUUUCUUUGCCCGACACAACCCACAUCCCGGCAGGGUCAGACACAUCAAAGGGCUGAACGAUAUCCCCAUCUGUGCCGUCCAUGACGGGCCGGCCCUGAUCAGCAAGCAGAGCCGUGACCUUCUCCGGCGCCCCUCCACGGGAGAAGACCGCCGGAUGUACGCCUACCGCAUCCCGGACGUCAACCCCCACAAGUACAGAAUCCACAACCAAAACCCCACCCUCAACUCUCACCGCUACCCUAUCAACACCCUGACGGGACUCAGCACGUACCCGCUGGGCUUCAAGGAAAAAGCCGAUCCAAAGAUGGGGCUCAUCCCCCUCACGGACCUGUGGCGCGAGGAGCUUCGUCAGCUAACAGACAAAGCAGGCCUGGGUCUACCCAAGGAGAUCAAGGAGCAACAGGAAGCCCAACCCAAGAGGACCAGCGUCUACUCGGCCGACACAGGCCGUCUCAUUCCGCCGCCGUCCAGGGCCAUGUCCAGGGGGUUCUCCCGUCAGAAGCAACGGCCCAGGGACCUGUUCCAUCACAUCGCCCCGGAGGUUGACCAGGAAGCACUGGUGAUGGAGAUGCUGUGUCAGAUCCUACAGACAGAUUCCAUCAAUGCUGUACAAGCUUGGCUCUGCUCAGCUGGACAGAGAGAAAAAGAUCUGGUGCUGGACAUGAUCCGCGGCGCCAUCAGCAACGAAGAGGACUACUGGAAGCGGCACCAGAACCCCGAGUUCUACGACAUGGCGGCUGUAGAGCGCCCUCGCAGCCAGCCGCCGCCCAUGAUGAACCUCCAGAACGGCUACGGGGAGCUGGACAGGCCCGACCCGACACUGCAUGAGGAUAGCCAGAAGAGGAACGGUACACCCAACGGGUACUCGCGCUACUCCUAUGAGCAGGAGGCGGACAGGAGAAAGAUUGCCACUGCCGAGAAGAAAGGAGAGACACUGUUCGGAGGAGAAGACCACCCAGCUUUAAGACAGAAGAGCGGCAAACCCGACAUCUUCAAGAUUGAGCACGAUCAGCGGCCAGCGACUCGCUCCAAGUCCCGGGCAGCAGCAGCAGCAGCAGCUGAACAACCACCCCCAGUCCAAGCUCCAAAGACUCCAACACUUCGCUACAUCUCAACACCAAAAGACGGAGGACGGCCCUGGAACCCUGAACAGGCUACCGUAGUUAACUGAGGUUUGCAAACAAACACAUGUAUUUAUUCCCUUCAUUAGACUCUGCGCACUGCGUACCGAUUUCUUGGUUUAAUAUAUCAGCCACGACAGACAAGCUGAAACAGCUUGAUGCUAAUUGCGCAUUGUUUUAAUUCUGCUCAAUGAAGGCAAUUCAUUUUGUACUCGGCAGAGUUUCUGCCUUCCAUAAGCACAUUCACUUACUUCUGAACUUCAGGGUGACUUUGCGGGGAAUACCAUUUCGGACAUUAGAUCUAACCUGUAUUUUAUCAAAACUUCUACACCUUGCAAACUUUGUGCGUCAUCAGUUUAACCCUAACUCCCUACUUAGUUUUACGAAGUACAAGACCGUGUCUGUCAAAAUCCAUCACUCACUCUGCAUCACAUAAUGCUUCAGGACCAAAUCCGUUGAAAUUCACCACUGGUGCUGGUGGAU
Molecule: messenger RNA, 1957 nt
Organism: Patiria miniata (bat star)
Lineage: Eukaryota; Metazoa; Echinodermata; Asteroidea; Valvatida; Asterinidae
Product: protein TBATA-like
Exons: 7
Coding region: 181-1524 (447 amino acids)
Source: RefSeq, a predicted model, not a curated record